Molecule: messenger RNA, 987 nt
Organism: Insectozyma verbasci
Lineage: Eukaryota; Fungi; Ascomycota; Pichiomycetes; Serinales; Debaryomycetaceae
Source: the annotation of a GenBank genome assembly
AUGUCAUCAGGCUGUCAUUCACGCCAUUUAAAUCAUUCGUCAAAUAACUAUAAUCAACAUCAUGAUUUACCAGUGUGGCAAAAUGAUUCAGAAGUUUCACAAUGUAAUUUAUGCAAUUCGCAUUUUAGUUUAAUUAAUAGAAGACAUCAUUGUAGAAAAUGUGGUAAAAUAAUAUGUGGUAAUUGUUCAAACAACUAUAUAAGUUAUUUAUUAAAUACACCAAUUAUAAAUCAAUUUAAUUUUUAUCAACCAAAUAAGUCGAAAAUUCAAACUUAUAAAACUUGUGAUGAGUGUACUAUUGAAAUAAAUAUGAUUAAACAAGUUAUAAACAACGAAACAACAACAACAACAACGAGUCAAAUAACUAUACAACCUCAAAGUCAACAAAAAUCAUCAAAUGUAAUUGUAUUCACUCAUAAUUUAAAUAAUUCUUCAAAUACUUCAAUUACAAAUACUAGUGAUAUAAAUUUAUGUCCUGUAUGUUCAAAUGAUUUGCUUAAAUUAUAUAUAAAAGAGCAUAAGAAAAAUAAAGAUGUUGUAUCAAAUGAAGAAUUUGAGAAUUUUAAAGAAAUUCAUAUAAAUCAGUGUUUAACUCAAUAUGAUUUUAAUACCUUACACUCAAAUAGAUUUUCUCCAGAUUCGAAUCCAAAGAAUAAAAUGUUGGUAUAUAAUAUCCCACCAAUACCAAAACCAACUUAUGAAAAUAUAGAUGAAAUAAAUGCUAAAAAUAAUGAUACAAAAGAGGCGAAAACAAAGAUAAUACCGAAUAAUGAAGGUAAAGAAUUGGAGGAAGAAGAAGAAGAAGAAGAAGAAGAAGAAGAUGAUGAUGAUGAAUCAAAUGAAUGUGUUAUAUGUUUGGAAGACUUAAAACCAGGUGAUAAAGUAGGUAGGCUUGAAUGCUUAUGUGUUUUCCAUUAUAAAUGUAUUAAGGAUUGGUUUAAUAAGAAAGGUUAUGGUGAAUGUCCGGUACAUUUUUUACAUAAAUGA